Messenger RNA from Homarus americanus (American lobster), 4869 nucleotides. RefSeq lists its product as uncharacterized. Gene Ontology annotation, cellular component: signaling receptor complex. Gene Ontology annotation, biological process: protein phosphorylation; multicellular organism development; cell surface receptor protein tyrosine kinase signaling pathway. The record is from RefSeq and is a predicted model, not a curated record. Lineage: Eukaryota; Metazoa; Arthropoda; Malacostraca; Decapoda; Nephropidae. Gene Ontology annotation, molecular function: ATP binding; transmembrane receptor protein tyrosine kinase activity.
CAUGAGACGGGCGUGUAGGUAGCUAACCAUGGCGGUGGUGGCUACUGAAACAGGGGGGCCAUCCAUCCCUCAGGCCCCCCGCCAAAAACCACACACCUACCCUGUCACCACCCACGCCGUCGCCACCUUCAGCCCCCGCCACUGCUUCGCCCUCACCACAGGCCGCCUGCUGUGGUGGGCCUCCCUAUUGUUGCUGUGGUUCUGCUGCCUUCACCACGUCCAUUCACAGAAGUGUAUCAAGUUGGCAGAAAGGAACCUUAUCUUACCUCCACCCAGAUAUGUGUACGACAAGCGGGAACAGCGUCAACUGGCCAUUACGCUGGACACUUCCCAGAGGAUCUCCCACCAGCUCACCACCGCUGUUGUCAAGAUAUUGCUGGAGGAAGGCCUUGGCUAUCAGAACGUAACCAUAUCCCACUACGAGGAAGAUAGUUUCAACUUAACGAAAGCAUUGGAGCGGCUUAAUGCAACUGGCCGGAAUGGCAACACACCAACUGCCAUGAUCAACCUGGAGGUGUGGCAACCACCCAGCUCUCGCGAGGAGGACAGAAUCGCCAGAAGUGACUGUGGCUCACAUUCCUCUGGCAGCAGAUUUGGGUGGUAUGUUUCUAACAACAGCUACACGCAGACAAACGUCAUUACAGACCACUGGCGUUCCUUUCAGCAAGAGGCAGUCACAAAAUUGUUUGAACUCACUCCUGAUGAAGAGGAACGGUUAAAGGAACUGACAAAGUCUCCCACAGGCUAUUACUGUGAUGCCUCUUUCUGUACUGAGGGCAUCUAUACACCACCACGCUGUGAGGAUGGCAGGCACUGUGCUACACUCUUUGUUGGCAGCUUCAAUACAUAUACUCAUUUCCUGAAGAAGCAGGUGGAUGAAGAGCAGCUGUUGGUUCGCAUUGCCUGGAUAGGACCUAAUCUUGACCCUCACUUCCUCUGCACUUUCCGGGAGUCUAAGCCUAUUGUGUUUUUUGACUGGUGGCCAAAUUUGAUGUCCAGUUUAAAAAACUUCAUGCCAGUAUCUUUCCCUUCUUGCCUAAGCUUUCUAGGAGAUGAUUCCUACCUGUGCAAUUAUGAACUACAUACUCUCAAGAAAUUUAUUUGGGCUGAUUUAUCAACGUCUGCUACAGUUGCAGUAGAGUCAAUCAGACGAUUCUAUCUGCGCCAGGAAGAUUACCAAGAAUUGUUAUCCAUGUAUGAAGAUCGUAUUGGUACCUGCAGCAAUAACACAACCUUGCUUGCUCAGCCAAACAAUCAAAUUAUGGAAGAAAUUGCUUGUGAGUGGUUACAACGUAAUCAUAGUGAUGACACAGUCGUUUGGAAAAAUUGGCUGUCACACGAUUACUAUGCAAAGACCAUUCUGUGGAUUGCAGGAAUAUUUCCUAUGAGCAGUGAGAAGAAUAUUGGGUUUUCCAGCCACACUUUGGUUAAUGCUGCUGAACUGGCAUAUCAUAAUGUUAACAGCAAUGAUAACGUUUUGCAAGAUUUUGAGAUUGACGUGCUGAAUCAAAAUGGUGGAUGCAAGAGUGAGGACGUACUUACUGCAUUUAUCCGCUAUGUGCGAAGGGAUUCUAGUCACCUGACCUUUGAACAAAUGAUAGGAGUCCUUGGGCCAGCAUGUUCUGAAACUGUGGAGCCUCUUGCUGGUGUUGCCCAAACCUUCAAUACAAUUGUGCUGUCAUACAGCGCUGAGGGAGCCAUCUUCAACGACCAAGAGAAAUACCCAAAUUUUUUAAGAACCAUCCCAGAGAACAAAUUGUAUGGGACUGUGUACUUUAAGUUAUUCAAGAAAUUUGGAUGGAAAAAGGUGGCAACACUUACAGAAGAUUCCAACAAGUACAGUGCAUACCUAAACUUGUUGCGCAAUAGGCUUCCAACUUCAAUGGAUCUUGAAAACCGCAAUAUCCACAAAAAUGUGAAUAGAAACAUGACAGACCAUCUCGUGAAGCUAAAGGCCAAAAACCGUAAGAUCAUUAUUGGAGAUUUUUAUGCCAGUACAGCACGUGAAGUGAUGUGUGAAGCUUACCGCCAGAAUAUGACGGCUUACCAAGACUAUGUUUGGUUCUUGCCACGAUGGUUCACUAGCAACUGGUAUGACACAGAUUACUAUGUUGAUAGAGACAAGAGAACUAUUCCCUGUAAUAGAACCAUGAUGCUGAAGGUACGAGAACAUGGUUCCAGAUCAGUCAACUUGGCCACUAGGAGAUCUCAUGUCCCUUAACGAAUGGGAGCUGCCAAGGGAAAAAGUGGUCAUUAAUCGUACUAUUGGUGAAGGAGCAUUUGGUACAGUAUUUGGCGGUGAGUGUCAGUUUGGGGACAACACACCUUGGCUGGCCGUGGCCGUCAAAACACUUAAAGUUGGUUCGACGGUCGAGGAGAAAUUAGACUUCUUGGGCGAGGCAGAAAUGAUGAAAAGGUUCAAUCAUAAGAACAUUGUUCAGUUGCUUGGUCUAUGUACUCACCAGGAACCUAUCUACAUGAUCAUGGAGUUUUUGCUGUAUGGUGACCUCAAGACGUAUCUAUUGGCUCGUCGUCACCUAGUAUCUGACCGAUCACUGCACACAGAGGAGGACGAAAUCAGCAGUAAGCGCCUUACUUCCAUGGCACUUGAUGUAUGUCGUGCAUUAGCCUAUCUUACAGAGCUAAGAUAUGUACACAGGGAUGUAGCAUGCAGAAACUGUCUCGUGAGUGCCGAACGAGUCGUCAAACUCUCAGAUUUUGGCAUGACUCGUCCCAUGUAUGAAAGCGAUUAUUACCGCUUCAACAGACGAGCCAUGUUACCUGUGCGAUGGAUGUCUCCAGAGUCCCUUGAAGAUGGAAUGUUCACCAACAUGAGUGAUAUGUGGUCAUAUGGCGUCUUGCUUUAUGAAAUUAUUACCUUUGGAAGCUUUCCAUUCCAGGGGAUGUCCAACAAUCAGGUGCUGGAUCAUGUGAGGGCAGGAAACACCAUUAGCAUUCCCAAAGGUGUAAGGCCACAGCUAGAGCGACUUCUGUUGAGUACUUGGAGUAUGAAUCCUCAUGAUCGCCCUACAUUCAAUGAAAUGAUGGAUACAUUGACGAUGUGGCCCCGUCUCAUCACUCCAUGUUUGGAGGUUCCUACAGCAGCAGUCCAACUUAAUGAUACAGAUUCUUUAGAGCUUGUAUUGCCUGCUGACCAGACCUGUCGUAGAAGCUCUGCACCCAAUGCACGUCUCCCAAACGCUAGAGUGCGUCACACAUCAGGCAGUGAAAAUUGCCCUGGCACUAAUGCAGUUCAGCUCAAUAAUUUCUCACAUGUUCCAAACACAUCCAUUUUAACAAACAACUCCAUAUUAUCCACACCAUCCUCUCUGAAUCCCCCAGCCACUUUUAAUUCCCACAAUUGGAAUCGUGCUCCUCAAGAAAAUGGAGGUGGGCCGUCUGUGGAACCUUUAUUGCCCCAGAAUGGUGAUGGGUAUGUGACUAGAUAUGUUUGUCUACAACGCACUAAAUCUGGGGAGAAUAGCAAUGACUUAGACUCUCCUACCAAUAUGACUUCUGUGUGAUGUGGAAUUGUAGUAAUAUUUUAAAUUCCAAGUAGUACUUUACUAUUUUUUUUUUUUUAAUCGGCAAUAGCCACAAUGGGACCUUGGGGGGGCAAAAAAAUUAGAGGAGGAAAAGAGUAUGUUAAUCUACACCACGAAGAUGCCAGAAAACCAGUUUUUUGAAGCGAGACAGAUUGUAAGAGGAAUGAAACACACAAGAAGGCAAAGUAAUCCACAAUUUGGCUGCUUGAGGAAAGAAGGAACUACUAGAAUGGGUUAUCCUAGUGUGACCGACAUCCACACAGAAACGGUAGGCACCGCUGGCAAGACGGGUGUUACAAGCCCACUUCCUUGCCAGCCGUACACAGGAUGCCAAAUCCACCGAAUAUUGCCCGUUAAAGUACCAGUAAGAGAGAAGAGAGAGAAUGAAGCAACAUUGCAGCAAAGAGAAAGGAGAGAUUAUUGAACAAAGAAGGAGAGUUAAUAAGACAAAAUGCCUUUGAUUCCAUCACUCAGAUAUGAGAGCAUUACUCCAUGUUAGGGUGAAUGAACUUCUUAUAAACCUGAAGCAACUGCUCAGGAGUGAAGUAGGUACGGCAUCUGUACAACAUCCCAGCUUUUGGGAGGCAGCUUUAGUUAUGUUACAGAUGUGUGCCUUCCAUGACAUAUCAAGAGAAAAUGGUAAGGCCAAGCAUAUCUAUUUUAAAAUUUGGCAAAAUGGUUGCAUCCUGAAAUGUGACUGGUGGGAGAUCUUCUAUUUUGGAAAGUGUAAUUAGUAUAUACUGUGUUUUCUACUAUUGAAGUUGACCAAGUUUGUACCUCUCCAUUUGGAGAUGCUGCACAGAUCCGCAUUGAUAGAUGAAAUGAUAUCAGCUCUUGAAACAGAUCUAGUUUGAGUGUCAGGGGGAAGGGUAAAAUGAGAAGAGUGAAGAUAAGAAUCAUUAGUGUAAGAAUGGAAAGAAUUAGUGGUAGUGUGAAGUAAAUCAUUGAUAAAAAGAAAGAAAAGGGUAGGUGAAAGAACAGAACCCUGUGGAACACCACUUUUGGUUUCUAUGUGCAGUAUUACUGACAAAAAUUUUCAUAAACCUGACAUGUGCUUUUUGCUUAAAUGAGAGUACAGUUUUAUGAUAAGGUUUGAUAAGAGUGCUCAGUGAUGACAUGAUCAGUAUGUUUACUGGUGAGGGAAAAAUUAUAGUAAGGAAUUGUGUCGGUUCUUAUUCUAAAUAUAACUUCUACUGGCACCCUUCUGCAUACACAGAAAAGACUACAAAUAGAAUAAAAUUUUAAUUUAAUUACAAUGUGCAAUUAACUAAGAUAGCAUCUUGAUACCAGAUACAGAAACUUAGAUAAUUUUCAUACUUCGACA